Molecule: messenger RNA, 900 nt
Organism: Thermochaetoides thermophila DSM 1495
Lineage: Eukaryota; Fungi; Ascomycota; Sordariomycetes; Sordariales; Chaetomiaceae
Exons: 2
Coding region: 1-900 (299 amino acids)
Biological process (GO): S-adenosylmethionine biosynthetic process
Cellular component (GO): methionine adenosyltransferase complex
Molecular function (GO): methionine adenosyltransferase regulator activity
Source: RefSeq, a predicted model, not a curated record
AUGGCAGGCGACGCAGACGGCACCAAGAAGAACCGCUUCCUGAUUUGGGGCGGCAAUGGCUGGAUUGCUGGACAUCUUAAAACCCUGCUGGAACAGCAGGGAAAGGAGGUUUACGCGACGACUGUCCGCAUGGAAAACCGCGAAGAGGUGCUGGCGGAGCUCAAGCGCAUCCAGCCAACCCACGUCCUGAACGCGGCUGGAUGCACGGGGCGGCCGAAUGUCGACUGGUGCGAGGACAACAAGGAGGCCACCAUGCGGUCGAAUGUCAUUGGCACACUGAACCUGGCCGACUGCUGCUGGCUGCUCAACAUCCACUGCACAGUCUUUGCCACAGGAUGCAUUUAUCAGUACGAUGAGGCGCAUCCUUGGGAUGGGCCUGGCUUUAAGGAAACCGACCCGCCCAACUUUGCAGGGAGCUUCUACUCGAUGACCAAGGCGCACGUGGAGGAGAUACUUAAACAAUACAGCAACUGCUUGAUCCUGCGGCUCCGCAUGCCCGUCUCGGACGACUUGCACCCGCGCAACUUCGUGACCAAAAUCACCAAGUACGAGUAUGUGGUCGACAUCCCAAACAGCAACACAAUCUUGACAGACCUGCUGCCGGCGUCGGUUUUGCUCGCUGAGCAUGGCGAGACGGGCGUGUACAACUUCACCAACCCCGGAGCCAUCUCGCACAACGAGGUGCUCACGCUAUUCCGUGAGAUCGUGCGGCCGUCGUUUACCUGGAAAAAUUUCAGUCUGGAGGAGCAGGCCAAGGUGCUUAAGGCUGGACGUAGCAACUGCAAGCUGGACACGACGAAGCUGGAGACGAAGCUGAAGGAGUACGGGUAUGAAGUGCCGGAGGUACAUGAGGCUUAUCGGAGGUGCUUUGAGCGCAUGAAAGCUGCGGGGAUCGAGUAA